Lachancea fermentati is the source of this 621-nucleotide messenger RNA. NCBI's taxonomy places the organism in Eukaryota, Fungi, Ascomycota, Saccharomycetes, Saccharomycetales, Saccharomycetaceae. The record is from the annotation of a GenBank genome assembly.
AUGGAGACAGAUUACGAAGAGGACGAUGACAAUGUAUAUAUUAAUGAAGAGCUAGAGUCGGGAAAAGAACAAGUAGUUGUGUCACAUGCACCUGAUCAGCGAAUUGUGCCCCCACUGAAUUUCUGUCCAGUCGAAAGAUACCUUUACAGAUCCGGACAGCCGUCUCCAGUAAAUUUUCCCUUCUUACUAAAUUUAAAUCUUAGAACAAUCAUAUGGCUUGCCAAUGAAGAACCUCAGGAUACUUUGCUAGAGUUUUGUGAUGCACAUGGAAUUCAACUACAGUUUGCAACUAUCAAUCCAGAUGGAGGAGAAGAUGACAAUCCUUGGGAUGGUUUAACAGAACAUUCGAUAAUAAGCGCGCUACAGACGAUCGUUAAUAUCGAAAAUUAUCCGCUACUGGUCUGCUGUGGUAUGGGUAGACAUAGAACUGGAACUGUCAUUGGCUGUUUAAGAAGAAUUAUGGGCUGGAAUUUGGCAAGUGUCUCGGAAGAAUACAGGCGAUUCACGGGGAGUAGAGGUGGUAGAAUUUUAGUCGAAUUACUUAUAGAAGCCUUUGAUACACACCUGGUGAAGAUUGACCGAGAAAAAGCACCCCGUUGGCUCCUUUCUGCGGUUAAAUGA